This is a messenger RNA of Quercus lobata, 1828 nucleotides long. Its product is annotated as noroxomaritidine synthase-like. Bases 162 to 1676 code for a protein of 504 amino acids. NCBI's taxonomy places the organism in Eukaryota, Viridiplantae, Streptophyta, Magnoliopsida, Fagales, Fagaceae. The transcript has a single exon. The record is from RefSeq and is a predicted model, not a curated record. Gene Ontology annotation, molecular function: monooxygenase activity; oxidoreductase activity, acting on paired donors, with incorporation or reduction of molecular oxygen; heme binding.
CUGCAACCUUAUCCUAAACUAGAUAAGAAACAAGUGGACUUAAAUUCUUUAUAUCCUAACUGAUAUUUUACUUCAAUGGAAGGGUAGGCAAAGACUCUUCUAUGCAAGCCUACAAAACUUCAUACAACUUUGGGGCCUAAAGAAAACUUCAUACAACUCCGAUGGCCAUACCUUUGUACCCAGAGAUACUUGUAGCAAUAUCUCUAUGCUUCCUUUUUCUUUGUCAUUUGAGAUGGAACAAAAGCCGAACCAUUACAAAUUGGCCUGUUGUCGGAAUGCUCCCAGGCCUUCUUCAAAAUGCAUCCAAUGUGCACGAGUAUGUUACCUGGCUCCUAAAACAAAAUGGGGGCACUUUCAAGUUUAAGGGUCCUUGGUUCACUAACAUGACCUUCAUGGUCACGAGUGAUCCCAUGAAUAUCAACCACAUGUUGAGCAAAAACUUUUCUAACUACACAAAAGGGCAGAAGUUCCAGGAAAUUUUUGAUGUUCUGGGAGAUGGGAUUUUCAAUUCUGAUUCUGACUCGUGGACAUAUCAAAGGAAGCUACUUCACACGAUGUUAAAGGACAACAAGUUUAAGUUGUUCUUUGAACAAUUUGUCAAGGGAAAAGUGGAAAAGAGCCUCGUUCCAGUUCUUGAUCAUAUCUCAAGUUUUGGAAUUGAGGUGGAUUUACAAGACAUUUUUCAACGGUUCACAUUCGACAGUGCUUGCUUAGUGGUUUUGGGUUUUGAUCCAAACUGCCUCUCCAUUGAAUUCCCAGAUGUUUCCUAUGCAAAAUCGUUUGAUCAAUUAGAGGAAUGUUUGUUAUACCGACACAUUGUGCCAGAAAGAUGGUGGAAGUUACAAAGAAGGCUUCAAAUUGGAUCGGAGAAGAAGCUAUCACAUGCUUGGAAAGUUUUUGAUGAAUUUGUAUACGAAUGCAUCUCAACCAAGCGAGAGGAAGUGACCCUAAAGAAGGAGGAACUAAAAUUCAACUUGUUGACAGCUAUAGUUAUGGAGGAACAAGAAGGAGAAAUGAGUACUACUAUUACAAAAUCCGACAAGUUUCUAAGGGACACUGCAACUAAUCUCUUGGCAGCAGGGAGAGACUCCAUAAGUGCCGGACUCACGUGGCUUUUUUGGCUUCUUGCAACACACCCAUCAGUGGAAGCCAAGAUUUUAGAAGAAAUCAAGGAGCAUUUGUUGGACAACGGAAAGUCAAAGGAUUUGAACAUAGAUAAGCUAAGUAAGCUAGUUUAUCUUCAUGGAGCGGUAUGCGAAUCCUUACGCCUUUUUCCACCUAUACCUUUCGAGCACAAAUGUUCAGUUCAACCUGAUAUUCUUCCUAGUGGUCACUCCAUGAGGCCAAAUACAACAAUUUUAUACUCUUUAUACUCAAUGGGAAGGAUGGAAAGCAUAUGGGGUGAAGAUUGCUUGGACUUCAAGCCAGAGAGAUGGAUUACUGAGUUCGGCGGAAUAGUGCAUGUACCAUCUUUCAAGUUCAUAGCAUUUAAUGCGGGAGCGAGGACUUGUUUAGGUAAGGAUAUAGCUUUCAUUCAAAUGAAAAUAAUUGCAACUGCCAUCAUUUGGAAAUACCAUGUUCGUGUGGUUGAAGAUCAUCCUGUUUCACCAAGUAUUUCCGUUGUUCUUCAUAUGAAACAUGGUUUGAAGGUGAGGAUUAGCAAGAGAUAUGCUUGACAAAGAAAUUUUAGUACUAGCUAAAGUUGCAUUUAGGGAAAUAAUCACUCAUGACCCUUCAAACCAACUUCGGCUAUAUAUGUAUUUCCUUAUUUAGUUUUGUGUUUCAUUGUAAUUUUUAUAAGUCAAGGUGAUGUAUUAGUCCUAUAUAA